Molecule: messenger RNA, 519 nt
Organism: Dentiscutata erythropus
Lineage: Eukaryota; Fungi; Glomeromycota; Glomeromycetes; Diversisporales; Gigasporaceae
Source: the annotation of a GenBank genome assembly
AUGGUAUAUCUCAGAUUAGAAGGUUUGAAAAUCUCAGAUGUAUUGAUUAGUAUGAUUCUAUGCUCAUGCCCAGAUAUACGCACUCUCAUUCUUGAUCGAAGUGUUAGUUUUUCUAAUAUACCUAUUAUAGAAAUUACGAGAUUUUGUCUGAAAUUAAUACACCUAAGUCUUAAUUCAUGUAUAUGCCUUACUAAUCGAUAUAUCAUUGAAAUUGUUUGCUCAUGUCUAAAACUUAGACAUCUUGAGCUUGGUAAUUGUUCGAUUGGUAAUAAAGCUGUUGAGGAAAUAGCCUGCAAAUGUACUAAUUUGAAAUAUCUUAGUUUGGAGAAAUGUGUAGGGAUUAGUGAAGAAGUGAUGAAAAAACUUAAUCCUAAAAUUAGCGUGAGCAAGCCUUCGGCUAAAAUCGAAUAUCCUGAUUAUUCAGAUGAUAUAUGGUCCAAUUCCACAGGUCGAAAUCCGUAUUUCGGGUAUAUAUCAGGGGCCAAUUGGGUAGUUAUCGGGAUGCUGAUAGGUAACUGA